AUUCUUGUCCAAGAUGGCAGCAUCCAAUAGGGAUCAGCGCCUGCGCGUUAACAGUCUUCUACACUUCCGCUUCCCUGUUUUACCCGGAGUUUUUAGGAGGAAGCACGCUUCCUGAAGGUGGCAGGCUUGUACGGCAGUAAAAAUGGAAAAGUGAGGCAUACAGAGGUCCACACACUGAGUCGGCGCUUGGAGAUGUCGUCCUCCCUUUCCAGCUAUGCUUUGCGGAUGGCGCGUCUCAGCGCCCGGAUCUUCGGAGAAGUCGUUCGGCCAACGGAUGCGUCCUCAAUGAAAGUGGUGAAGCUGAUGAGCGAACCACCAUACGCAAAACGGAAGGAGGUUUACGACUGGUACCCUCCCCACAACGAGUACCAUGGCCUCAUGAAGAAGCUGCGCUACUAUGGGCUCUACAGAGAUGAACAUGAAGAUUUCAAAGAAGAAAUGAAACGUCUGAAGAAGCUCCGUGGAAAAGGACCUCCCAAGAAAGGAGAAGGAAAGAGAGCUAUGAAAAAGAAAUAGCAUUGCAGUGUCACUGGUGUUUUAUUUAAUAAAAUCUCUUGGACUUAA
Anolis carolinensis (green anole) is the source of this 564-nucleotide messenger RNA. RefSeq names its product mitochondrial ribosomal protein S33 (gene mrps33). Bases 193 to 516 code for a protein of 107 amino acids. Gene Ontology annotation, cellular component: mitochondrion. The record is from RefSeq and is a predicted model, not a curated record. The transcript is spliced from 3 exons. Lineage: Eukaryota; Metazoa; Chordata; Lepidosauria; Squamata; Anolidae.